This is a messenger RNA of Limanda limanda (common dab), 876 nucleotides long. RefSeq lists its product as uncharacterized. The transcript has 6 exons. The record is from RefSeq and is a predicted model, not a curated record. Gene Ontology annotation, biological process: response to bacterium. The coding region runs from base 1 to 876 and encodes 291 amino acids. NCBI's taxonomy places the organism in Eukaryota, Metazoa, Chordata, Actinopteri, Pleuronectiformes, Pleuronectidae.
AUGGAGAGACUGAACCGUUCUCAUGCUGGGACCUACUACUGUCCUGUCGCUGCAUGUGGACACAUUGUGUUUGGAGACGGGACCAAGCUGGAGUUUAACGGUUGGAUCUCUGUCUCACGUUGUGAAUUUCAUGUUAUGGAGGUCCAGACCGGUGAAGAGGUCACGCUGCUGUGUACCAACUACACCAGUUCCCCCUCUCACAUAUCAUGGUUCAGAUUGGAGAACGGAUCCAACACCAGUCUCAUCUCCUCCAUGCUCUCCCAUGACACAGUUGCAUUGUACUUCGAUGGGUUUGAAAGAGAAAAGUUCAACAUGACGUCCAACGUCAGUAACGUCUUUCUCCAAAUCAAACAAGUGGAUUUAUCUGACUCUGGACUCUAUAUAUGUGGCUAUAAGGUCGGCACCAACAGAAAAUUCCCAGCAGUUUAUAGUGCAACGUAUUUAAAGGUUAAAGAAAGGUCUGAUGAUCAAGCAAAUCUGACCAUCGAGAUCCUCAUGGGCGGACUGAUUAUCAUCCUCAUUAUAAUCAUCAUCGCUCUGGUUCUUAAAAUCUGGAAACUUCUUACAGACUUUGUGAUGGUGAUAGCAUUUGUCUGCAACAUAGUUUUUGGAGACGGGACCAAGCUGGAGUUUGAUGAUGAGGUGGACUGGCUGGUGGUUUUCUUGAGUGUGACUUCAGCAUUCCCCACCCUGCUGAGUGUUCUACUGGCUUUCUCAUUAUGCAUGAUGAGGGUUACAGGUAAAUGCUACUAUCUGUUAGGUCAGGGAGACCCCGAUCGGAGAGACGGCCCCUCAACGUGGGCAGCCGAGCGGGCCCGACGUCGCGACUCUCAGGGUCAGGGAGACCCCGAACGACAAGAGACGGGCCCUACGUAA